AUGUGCGAGCAGAUUGGAAAUUUUUAUAUCACUUGGCCUUCACUAUAUUGGCCAUCAGAUGAUGAAGUACUUUUAUGUAAUCAGAAUGAUAUUCGGUUAUUUACAAUUAUCUGGACAAUAAUAUUUUAUACUGUGAUAUAUGGAACGGCAGGAAUAUGGGCAUGGAUAGUAUUUCAUAAGAACAGAUGGUCAUUUCUUUUUCCGAUUGGAUUUAUUGGAGUUGCAUUAUUAUCAGGACUUUUAGGAGGAACGAUAGUUGGAUUUGUUUUAGGAGCUUUAUACAACUUUGGUAAAUUUGAAAUGUCAGUUUGGAUUCCAUUUUUUUGGGGAUUGAUUCAAGCAUUGGUAGCUUUAAUGGGCAGAACAAUCAAAUCAUCUAACCCAUGGAGAACCAGAAACAAUGAUAACCAAGUCACUGGUCAUAACUACAAUGUGGGACACGUUAUGUUACCUGUAUACGAUGAACUCUUGGCCAAAAAUAAGCAAGAAGAAAGACAGAAUUCACUUAGUCAGGAUUCAACAGGAGAACGAUUAGAGCCUUUUCCCUCUACCCCCUUUUCCCCAUUAUCGGAAUCAGGAAUUGAUGCCAAGCAUGGAGACAUGGGUACAUGGAAAUUGUGCGGAAACCAAUCUGUAGACGCAUCUACCUCAAUUGAGACCAAAACCUCUAAUCCAAACUCUCACUAUAGAAUCACGAAUAAGGAUUCUUUGCAGUUGGAUACAGAUCAUAUUGAAAACUUUGCUGAAACCUAUGGCAUCACUGGUAUUCAUCCUAUAAUUACAGACCAUUCUGGGUAUGAUGUUUGGAUGUUGGAUGAUAAUAGCCAUUGCUCUUAA
Molecule: messenger RNA, 837 nt
Organism: Entrophospora candida
Lineage: Eukaryota; Fungi; Glomeromycota; Glomeromycetes; Entrophosporales; Entrophosporaceae
Source: the annotation of a GenBank genome assembly